Molecule: messenger RNA, 2507 nt
Organism: Staurois parvus
Lineage: Eukaryota; Metazoa; Chordata; Amphibia; Anura; Ranidae
Source: the annotation of a GenBank genome assembly
AUGUUGGCCUCAAAAUUGACAGCUUACUUUAGGAAAAAGUGUAUCAGAAUCACAGAUCAGAGAGUGAGAGCUAUGAAUGAAAUUUUAACCAGCAUUCGCUUUAUUAAGAUGUAUGCAUGGGAAAACACUUUCAUGCGUAAUAUUCAAGCUAUCAGAAAUGCAGAGAAAUCCUUUUUGGAGAAGGCAGGGUAUGUGCAGAGUGUCACCACAGGAAUAGCGCCAGUGUGGUUGUGGUUGCUAGUGUAUGCACAUUUAUAUUACACAUGGCCCUUGGAUAUGAUCUGACAGCACCACAGGCAUUCACUGUCGUAACUGUAUUCAACUCAAUGACCUCCGCACUCAAAAUGAUUCCAAUAGCUGUAAGAGCUGCUUCUGAAGCUUCCAUUUCAAUCUCCAGAUUUCAGAAGCUGCUCCUGACGGAGGAAAGAGCAAUGAACAGCAGUGAAAAUAUAAACUCAGACUUCAUUAUUGAGUACCAGGGUGCUUACCUGGCAUGGAAUUCAGGAAUUCUGAUCUCAAUGGAGAAGUAUGAGGACCAGCAAAAGUACGCAUCAAAGGAUAAUGCUAGGGAGAAGAAAAAAAAUUGAACAGUGUAGAACACCGUGUCUCCAGAAGGAUCCAUGUUUGGCAAAUGGAAAUCAUAAACCAAAGCCAGACCCCAAUAAUUUCAAUUUAUCUAUAAUGGCGGGUUUACCUGUGCUUCAAAAUAUCAAUUUCACCUUACAGAGAGGUAAACUUGUUGGUGUUUGCGGAAGUGUUGGCUGCGGUAAAAGUUCCUUAAUAUUAUCCAUACUAGGUCAGAUGACAUUACUGGAGGAACAGUGUCAGUGAAUGGCAGCAUCUCCUAUGCAGCCCAGCAAGCCUGGAUAUUUAAUGCAUCCCUGAGAGAGAAUAUAUUGUUUGGGGAAGACUACGAAGAAGAAAAGUACAAAAAAGCUUUGGAAGCUUGUUGUCUCUACCCUGACAUUGAAUCUCUACCCACUGGAGACUUGACUGAGAUAGGGGAACGCGGUGUUAACCUGAGUGGCGGACAGCGACAACGGAUCAGCUUGGCACGAUGCCUUUAUAGUUCAAGCAGCCUCGUUCUUCUAGAUGAUCCUCUCAGCGCUGUAGAUGUGUACGUGGGAGGAGAGUUAUUUAACAAAGCGAUUAAGAAUGGAAUGCAGAACAGGAGUGUCUUAUUGGUCACGCAUCAGUUGCAGUACCUGACUGAGUGCAAUGAGAUUUUAUUCAUGAAAGAUGGAUAUAUUUCAGAGCAAGGAACUCAUGAAGACCUAAUGAAACUCAAGGGUGAUUAUGCUGUUUUAUUUGACAGUAUGCAGCAAUCAAAUGUCAUUAAGAGCAAUGAGCAUUGUUCCACAGAAAAGCAGGACAACAAUAUGCAAAGAAAUACAGAUACAGAUUUGAGGAAUAACGUGGAGGCCAUAGACCAUGCAGAAAUGAGACUUCUGAAGGUGGAUGCAUUUGGGAAUGAACUCUACAGAAGAGAUGAAGGAUUAAAACUACAUAAUACUGUGAUCACAGUAGAGGGGGCAGGCACUAAGUCUUUUGACUGCUCAGGUCCUGAGAGGUCUUCAGGUCUUCUCAAAGGAGAUAAAAAUGUUGACCAAAAUGAUGAUGACGCAAAAUUACCUUUAAAAGAAAAAGAAUUAACUGACCGACAUAACAAUGAAGAGGAGAACCAGGGCCUUAUGCAGGCGGAAGAAAAAGGUGAUGGUUCUGUGUCUUGGGCAGUUUAUGGAGUGUACAUCACGGCAGCUGGAGGAGUGUUGGUAGUCACCAUCAAUGCCAUUCUCUUUGUAUUAACCACAGGAAGUGCAGCAUUCAGUAACUGGUGGCUGAGUUAUUGGAUUAAACAAGGCAGUGGGAAUAUUACAGUUGCAACACACAAUAUAACGUUGUCCAGGGGCAACAUGAAGGACAACCCUGACCUGUACUUCUAUAUUCACAUCUAUGCUCUGUCUAUGGUGGCUGUUCUCCUGCUGAGAUUUCUCCGAGGAUAUGUCUUUGUAAAGAGUUCACUGAAAGCUUCAACAAAACUCCAUGACCUUUUGUUUCAAAAAGUCCUCUGUAGCCCUGUGAAGCUGUUUGAUACAACUCCCCUUGGUCGUAUCCUAAACCGUUUCACCAAGGAUGUGGAUGAAGUUGACGUGCGACUUCCAAACCAAAUGGAACAGCUUAUUCAGAAUAUGAUCCUUGUUUUCUUCUGCCUUGGUGUAAUCAGCUCAGUAUUUCCAUUCUUUCUCUUAUCUGUGGUACCUUUAAGUGUGAUCUUCUAUUUGGUGAACCGUGCUUCAAGAGUGCUGAUUCGUGAACUUAAACGUUUGGAUAAUAUAAGCCAGUCUCCAUUUAUAUCUCAUAUUACAUCAACACUACAAGGAAUAACAACCAUCCAAGCCUUCAGUAAAUCAAGUGACUGCAUUCUUAAGUAUCAGAAACUACUGGAUGUGAACCAAUCUCCAUACUUUCUCUUUAGCUGUGCUAUGCGAUGGCUAGCAGUACGCCUG